Messenger RNA from Durio zibethinus, 1925 nucleotides. Its product is annotated as protein AUXIN RESPONSE 4-like. The record is from RefSeq and is a predicted model, not a curated record. Lineage: Eukaryota; Viridiplantae; Streptophyta; Magnoliopsida; Malvales; Malvaceae.
GGACAGGACUGAAGUGAGCACUGAAGUCUAAAAAAGUAAAAAUGUCUGCUUGAUCUCAAAUCUCAAAAUUUUCUCUUUUUAACUGUUAGAAGUGUCUACGUUUCAAACAAAGGUCCUUACUUUCUUCUUCGUGUUGUGAUUUCAAAGAUUAGAUCUUCCAGUUGAAGUUUACAGUCAAAUGGCGAUCAUAACAGAAGAGGUAGAGCCAGAAUCACCCAAAACCAGAGAAAACGAAAAAAACCCCAAAAAACCAACUUUAAAUCCAAACUCUAAACCUUCAAAACCCACUUCAGAUCCUAACCCAAACUCCCAAACUCAAAACCCUUUUGCCUUCUGGUUCUAUUUUACUCUCAGUAUUUCUCUCAUCACUUUCCUCUUCGUCUCUUUUUCCUCUUUGUCCGCACAAGACCCAAAAUCCUGGUUCCUUUCUUUGCCUAAUUCCCUACGCCAACACUAUUCAAAUGGUAGGAUCAUCAAGGUCCAAAUAACCCCAAACCAAUCACCAAUUGAAGUUUUUGUUUCUGAAAAUGGUAAGCUGUCUUCAUCUGAGAAUGUUAUGGUUGUUCAUGGCUUGGGUUUGAGCUCUUAUUCUUAUAGUGAAAUCAUAAGACUUUUAGGCUCAAAAGGUGUUCAUGUUAUAGCCCUUGAUUUGCCUGGAAAUGGGUUUUCAGAUAAAUCAAGGGUAGAGAUUGAAGAAGGAACAAAUGGGGUUUUAGGUAGGUUUAAGGAAGUUUAUAGUUUGAUUCAAGAAAAGGGUAUCUUUUGGGCUUUUGAUCUAAUGGUUGAAACUGGUGAACUCCCUUAUGAAGAGAUAAAGUCUAGAGUUUUGGUUAAAAAGAGUCUUAAGGUUAUUGAGUUGGGAAGUGAAGAUAUGGGAAGGGUGUUGGGGCAGGUUAUAGAAACAAUGGGAUUAGCUCCUGUGCAUUUAGUUUUACAUGAUUCUGCUUUUGUUAUGGCUGCAAAUUGGAUUUCUGAGAAUUCAAGGUUUGUUAGAAGUGUAACUCUUAUUGAUACAGGACUAAAACCAGCCUUACCUUUGUGGUUUUUGAACAUACCUGUGGUUGAUGAAAUUGUGUUGAGGUUUACAUUUGUGUAUGCAAGGUUGAUAAAAUUGUGUUGCUCGAAGGGGAUUGGUUGGUCUGAGUUGGAGGCACAUAGAGUGCUAUUGAAGGGAUGGGAUGCAAGAAGAGCGGUUGUAGGGAUAGGGAAAAAGUUAAAUUAUAGUUUUGAUAUUGAAGAAUGGAGUGGUUUGGAUGGUAUAAAAGGUAUGCCAAUGCAGGUAGUUUGGUCUAAUAGUUGGUCGGACGAAUGGAGCAAAGAGGGUGGACGAAUUGCUGAGGCACUUCCAGGAGCAAAAUUUGUCACUCAUUCUGGAGGGCGAUGGCCUCAGGAAGAUGCUGCUGGUGAACUAGCUGAGAAUGUAGCUCAAUUUGUGUCUUCAUUGCCAAAAACAGUUAGACAAGUUGAGGAAGAGCCCAUUCCUGAGCAUAUUCAGAAGAUGUUUGAUGAAGCAAAAGGCACUGACCAUCAUCAUCAUCAUCAUCAUGGUCAUGGUCAUGGCCACAGUGCCCAUGGGCACGACCAUGCUCACGCAGCUGGUUUUAUGGAUGCAUACGGUCUUGGUCACACUUGGGGCAGUUAAUCUGUUUCUUUCUAUUUUAAUCAACCAGAUUAAAGUUAGAGAUUAGAUCUAGCUGUGCCGCUACCCGCAUGUGGUAUUCUAUGCCGCUUUUGAGAUACUUAUUGUUGUCCAUGAUUCUUCUACUAAAUUGUAAUCCUAAAAGCAUGUUUUCUGCAAGCUUGCUAGACUUAUAUAUUUUCCAAUUAAGAAAGAAAGGUUUAUAUUAGUUCUAACCUUUGCAACAAUAUACUAACUAAAAAAUCAAGCCAAUAAGGUACUGAUUGUUGUUACGAUGAUACCAUGG